GUAAUGACAAGUACCCGGAGAAUCUCGCUCAAACCAUGCGACAGGCUUCCUCCUGUCCGCUUUGUUUGUUCACCAUAGAUGAACAGCCAUUGGAUGAACGACUCGUGGCCAACGAUUCUUCCGAUCAGAAUAGAAACACUUCUUGGGCCAUGGGAUCACACGUUGCCGACCACCUCCACCACCUGAUGAUAAUUUCUCUCCAGAUUAUGUCGGCCAUGCAGGUUUCGCACAAUGAAGAUCAAGACCAACGUCAAGGUCACCCUCAGAGUCAGUCGAGUGGUCCGAGCACCGCUUUCUCCGCUCUUGAUGAUGGUGAGAUGAGAAAGCGUCUCAACGACUUACCUGACAGUAUCUCGGGAUCAAUGAACAUGUCUGAGUCAUAUCAAGAGACCGCAUGGAUAUCUGUGAUGCAAGAAAAAUCUCUCUCUAUGGCCGACAACAUGGCGAGCCUAGCAUUGACGUACAUCAGCCAGGACCUGUGGACGCAGGCAGAAGUGCUUGAGGAACAGGUAACGGAGGCGAGAAAAGAGGUGCUUGGCAGUGAGCAUCCCGACACGCUCGUUAGCAUCAACCAGCUUGGAGUAAUCUUUGCGAGCCAGGGCAAAAAUGAAGAUGCAAAAUCGAUGUAUCAACAGGCACUUCAAGGGCGGAUAAAAGUGUUGGGAGCUGAGCACCCAAAUACACUCGCUAGUAUGACCAGCUUAGCAGCGAUAUACAAGGAUCUGGGCCAGUGGGAGGAGGCUGAAAAGCUAGAGAGGCUAAGACUUGCAUCACAUACAUCUAUUGGUCCCGAACGGGACGGCCAUUCGCCGCCCUCAGGAACGAACACUCGUGUGCCAUUAACGGAUGCAACCCAAGGCCGCCGUAAACGGAGAUACUCUGGCUCUUUGAAAGUGAUACAACGCCCCCUCUCGAGCGAUUCAGAGAUUUGGAAUAUAUCCGAUCUUUCUAACGAUUUCCUUGCUGAGUCGCUCCGUUGGCAUCCUACUGAGAGGGACAUUGAAUCUCUCGCCAGCCCACACCAUUAUAACGUAGUGGCUGACGUGUCAUACUCGAUUCCUCUAAUCUUCGGGUUUGGACCUGCGAUCAAAGUUUCUGUUCAUCCUCUACGGAUCCGGGAUUUGCCUUUCUUGUGUCAUAAUCACGUUAUCUACGAGUGGCCUCCCAGUUCAGCACCUCCACAAACUUACAGUCACUUAGUCCUCCCCGCUACCAUGAGUCAGGAUUCUAUGACCAAUUUACCAACUGACCUGGAUAAUCACCUUAGCCUCCUGGUAAAGUCCCAUUUCCGUUCAUUUCCUUUGUACUGCUCGCCAAUCACCGUUCUACGUGAGGUCUAUGUUCUCUACCUUUCACUACCUCAGAACACACACGAGCAUCUAUUAGAGCAAGCACUAAAACUUCUUACACUCGUACACCUAAGCGGAGACAUAACUAUUCCAUCACCAUCAACGAAUUCAGUCUUAGAUGAGUUGAUUGGUUCCACAAUGACACUAGAGGAGCCAUUAGCAACCACUCCUUGUUUUAUCCGCGCCCAAUUCGGGACGAUCGCGCAAACUCUUGCUCUUUCCCUUAUGAAAGAAGUCCUACUCUCUCUGGAAGAACUAAGUCUCAAGAACGGGCUGCGUGUAUGGCCUGUCGCACUCGCAACUCUCAUGCUGGUUCUUAUGACCAUCGAGUCAAUACAAUAUCACGCCUCGAAACUGCCGUAUCACCAUAAUUACGAUUCCACGGAGUCAAAGCCGGGAAGCGAAAGCCAGCUCGAAAAUGAAGAUGCUGUCAAGUCUCUUCUCGCUUUUUACACCGCUCGUUUUGGAGACUACCAUUCACGACUUCAUGAUAUGAGAGAUAGAACGGCUACCGGGUCGAGCGAUCUUGAUAUGAAUCCCGAGGACAAGUUCAUUGAGAAUAUCCGUGAAAUGAUAAAGAAAAUUUCGCUGGGGGAAUAUGCAGUGCGUAGAGCGGGUGCUGAGAGAGUAGAUCAGGACAUGCAGUGGUUCUUCGAUCGGCUGGUUGCGCGCUUGCUGGUUUUGGACACGAAGUAA
Messenger RNA from Periconia digitata, 2045 nucleotides. NCBI's taxonomy places the organism in Eukaryota, Fungi, Ascomycota, Dothideomycetes, Pleosporales, Periconiaceae. The record is from the annotation of a GenBank genome assembly.